Macroventuria anomochaeta is the source of this 1815-nucleotide messenger RNA. RefSeq lists its product as uncharacterized. The record is from RefSeq and is a predicted model, not a curated record. Gene Ontology annotation, cellular component: plasma membrane. NCBI's taxonomy places the organism in Eukaryota, Fungi, Ascomycota, Dothideomycetes, Pleosporales, Didymellaceae. The transcript has 2 exons. The coding region runs from base 116 to 1705 and encodes 529 amino acids. Gene Ontology annotation, biological process: cell division.
GAUUAGCCACCUGCACCUUCCUUCUUGUAUAUCUUCUCAAUUCGCACCCAAAUACCCCUCCACUACUCGCAGCAACCCCUCCGCUUCGAACACACAUCUCACAAGUCCAGCCAAAAUGAGCGGUCACGGUGAUCCCAGACUUCUCUACACAAUUGGAGGCAUCAAGGCCUACCACAUCCAGCAGGGCGAGGAGUCGUCCCUCACUCCCACCGGGCCACAGACGCUCUCGCUGCUCAUGGUCCCUACGAAUUCGCCCUUCGCCGAUAUCAGCAACACACGGCCGCAGAGCGAAGCACCAGAGGAAGACUUCUACCUGCACCUUAACCUGCCGCCCGAGCUCGACCUGCCGCUUCCUGCCACCACACAGAUCUACCACCAGCCGCCGCGCAGCUACCUUAUCCCACGAUGGGACCUGGGCCCGGACAGCGGGGCGUUCACAAGGAUUGAGUUUCCCGCGAUCGGCAAGGGGCCUGGCGCAGUCACUCAGGAGGACAUCGACACAUUCGAAACUAUUCUGGCACAAUGUACUGCGUUCCUCGAGCGUGCGCAGAAUCCCUACCCCUCAGAGAAGGGCGGUCACAAGGCCUACAACCCCCAGGACUAUGCGCCUGGUCAAGGCUACGCAGGCGCAGGCGUAGCAGGCUCUAGCAAGCAGCAGCAGCACGGUGAGAUUGUGCUGGUGGACGAGGAGAACGGCAGCGUGGUUGGUGAGUUGGCUGAGGGUGCUCAGAUUGUCGAAGACCCCAGGCUACAGGCCGGAUCGAAGAAUCCGGUCGAGAUCGUUGUCUCCCCUGACGGCAAGCGCAUCGAUGUCAAGCCCCUCUCCGAAGACUACCUCGCCAUGGCCCGCCAUCCCGCGUAUAAGAACUCGGCGUUGGUGCAGAACUCGGCUGCCGCCUCACGGCUCAUCGUCACCGGGUCCAGCUAUCUCAGCAACUUAAUGGUCUCCGGCGCAGAAGGCUUCAUCAACAAAACCAAGCCGAACGAGAAGCCCAUGGUCUUCAAGCCCGCAACUCACGAGCGCGCCCGCAAGAUCAAUACCAUGACUACAGGCGUAGCUGGCUUCUCAGCUAAGACAGUUGGAAUGAUUGGCAAGCACGCUCAGAACUUCGCUGCUGGUCUCUCCGGCCACAAAAACACCCAGCACAAGAGUCUAAACCCAGACGGCACACCCAACCAGACCUAUAAGCCAGGCUUGCUCAACAAGUCCCUCAUUGCGUGGUCAACCAUUGGCGACGGUCUUGCACAAUCCGGCAAACAGAUUCUUACCUCUGGCGGCGCAGCAGCGAGUGCUGCCGUUGGUCACAAGUGGGGUGCAGAGGCCGGUGGCUUGACCGGUGAACUCGCCGGCGGUGUCAAGAACGUGGGUCUCGUCUACAUCGAUGUCACCGGUGUGACGCGCCGCGGUAUCAUCAAGAGCGUCGCCAAGGGCAUGAUUGUCGGCAAGGUUAAGAACAAGAAGGGCGAGGACCAGAAUAUCAUGGUUGGUGGUGGUGAUGGCGGUACCAUCACACCUGGCACCGCUGCCAAGAUGGAUCCCAUGGCGAACACAAGUAACACUGGUUUGCCAUCGAACGUGUCAAGCAACGAUCCUGCCGGCCAGGUCAGCUUUGGUAACCAGCCUCCGCCGAGCUACAGGACUGGUGUUGGUGAGAGCCUAGAGGGGCAGCCGGCGUACCAGGGGUACUCGAAUGAGAAGAGGUAGAGCGCUUCUGCGUAGGACGCGGCAGUAUGAGUGCAGGAACAUUUCACGAAGUACGACGUUAUGAUACAGGUAUGGUAUCCAAGCGAGCAAUAUAUGGAGGCACCAGUGAC